GGAGACGACUCCUCGCUUGAUAAAGAUAUCGAAAUAUUUCGCUCUAUACACAUCUCGAAAGCGCCCCUGGCCCAAGCCCAAAAUCCAAUGUGCCAGAUAAAAUGAAUCCAAUGAUUUCGGAGCCUUGAAUUCCCACUCUUGCGAUAAAAGCUUUUGUCCGGUCUUGGACAUUCUCAUGAUUUGCGAACCAAGAGGGUCUCAAACUAUUGUUGGGUGCGAAAAAUAAGCCUUUUAGUGCGAGGUGUCCGCGGGCCUGCGAUGACCACGAUGAGAGACAAACUCAAACAUGGCCAAGUCCAGAUUUGAAUACGUGAAGCAGUUUGAAAGGGAAAACUUUCUCCUUCCUCAGACACACAUAGUUAUACGAGUCGAUGGUAAAGGAUUUCACAAAUUCUCCGAGGCGUAUGGUUUCGAAAAACCGAAUGACGCCCGGGCUUUGGCGGUGAUGAACCGAACGGCUCAAACAAUGAUGGAGCAAUUCCCCGAUAUAGUUAUGUCUUAUGGAGACUCUGAUGAAUACCUGUUUCUUCUAAGAAAAGACUGUGAACUUUUCGAGCGGCGGGAGAUGAAGUUGAUCUCCACGUUCGCCUCGUUCAUGUCUGUGAACUAUGUCAUGCAUUGGAACGCUGAGUUUUCUGACAAUCAAAUUCGAAAAGAGCGUCUUCCAACUUUCGACGCCCGGGCAGUUGUGUACCCCAAUUCUGGGAUAGUACGGGACUACUUCAGCUGGCGCCAAGUGGACUGUCACAUCAACAAUUUGUACAACACUGCCUUCUGGGGCUUGAUUCAAAAGUGCAAUAUGACGAGGCAAGACGCCGAGAACAAGUUGAAGGGCACAUUGUCGAAGGACAAGAAUGAGAUCUUGUUCACAAAAUGUGGCAUCAAUUACAACAAUGAGCCCGAGAUGUAUAAAAAGGGUACCGUGAUUGUCCGGGAGUAUGAGAACUGGAAGCACGAGGAGAGAGAUAUGAGUAGCAGACAAAAACAGCGAAAUGAAAAAAUGCGAAAGAACGCAGCUAUCGUUGUUUCUCACGUUGAUAUAAUCAACGAUGACUUCUGGAUCAAGAGGCCUUGGGUGUUGGCCUGAAGUCAGCUUCCAAUGCAUGCGCACUGCGGUGGAGAGCAAGUCGGGUAGCAAUGGGCCCGGGGAGGCCGGUGUUUGUAGAAUAUACUAGUGACAUAAGUUAUAGCUAAUGUAAUUAUUUACUCA
Messenger RNA from Metschnikowia bicuspidata var. bicuspidata NRRL YB-4993, 1210 nucleotides. RefSeq names its product tRNA guanylyltransferase (gene THG1). Gene Ontology annotation, biological process: tRNA modification. The coding region runs from base 287 to 1087 and encodes 266 amino acids. The transcript has a single exon. Lineage: Eukaryota; Fungi; Ascomycota; Pichiomycetes; Serinales; Metschnikowiaceae. The record is from RefSeq and is a predicted model, not a curated record. Gene Ontology annotation, molecular function: tRNA guanylyltransferase activity; magnesium ion binding.